Molecule: messenger RNA, 2721 nt
Organism: Owenia fusiformis
Lineage: Eukaryota; Metazoa; Annelida; Polychaeta; Sabellida; Oweniidae
Source: the annotation of a GenBank genome assembly
UUUUAAAAUGACGUCAUCGUUUUAUGUGCCUAAAAUCGGAAGUUAGGAAAGUGAAAUUUUUUUCAUUUGAUUUCUCUUCAGUCUUCUCUUAUCGCCAACGUCAUUCGAAAUACAUCCCGGUGAUCUUGUGGUGAAAGGAGUUGUUACAGGUAAAAUAUCAUGAAACUAUGGCAACCAGCUCAAAUGAAUCUAAAAGUGACAAUAAAGCAUAUGGUGUUAUUCUAACGGCAGACACUGAAGAUGACCCCAUCAAUGAUAGCUCAGUGUGCUUGGGGUGUAUUAUCCUCAAUAGCAACCAGUUAGGAAGGUUGACACUGAAUGACAUCAGAGAUAAGAUUGCCCAACAACUCAGUGAUGUCCCAGUGCAGUUUUGUUUCCUCACUAAACAGGGGUGGCAGGUUACUCCAUCCCAAGAGGAUAUGUUAUUGGCCAGUAGUACAAUCAUCACUGAAGACAAAUCUAUACUCAUCAAAAAAUUCUAUGAUAAAGCCAGGGUCGGAGUAAGAUUGAACCAUGUAAAUCGCAGUGUCCAUUCUGAAGGAUCUCAUUCCAAAGUUUGUGGGUUUAUAUUUGCUGAUCAUUCUGAGCCACUACACUGUACAAGGAAUGCACUACUUGAACAGCUUCCAAGUAUUUUCUCAAACGAACAAAAUAGUGAGUUUGUGUUUAAAGACCGAAAUGGUUGGCCAAUUACCAGUGACCAGGAAAUCAAUUUCACGGUGCUCGAUAUUCUUGCGGGGGCUUAUAUUUCUCUACAAGUGUUCUCCACAGAUAGGGACCUUCCUAUGAUCAGUGAGGUGCAAGAUGCAGUAGAUUCCACCCAGGUCUCUAGACCAAGUCAACUUGAGCUUCCACCUCCACCCUCUCCUAAAAGGCCAAGAUUUUACAUGCCUAAAGCAUUAACAUUCCGAAGUGCCAAAGACCUUGAGCGUGAGGUCAGCAUAUCUAGUACAGACAGUAGUGGUACAAGUGGGGGUACCCUCUCAGUAACCUCCUCUGCUAAUACCCCCCAACUGAAAGAGAUUAUGAUUAGCUACGUGAGGUGUGAAGCUGCGGAACAUGCACUGAUGCUCAAAAAAUUACUUGUAAAACUGAAUUUUAGUGUCUUCUUGGAUGUCCAUGAGAUAAAGUUAGGUGUUGACUGGCAAGAUUAUUUGAACUAUGCAGUCAGUAACUGUGAGGUGUUUGUUCCUCUAGUAACCAAUAGAUAUGGUGAGACGCAGUGGACUAAUAGAGAGGUAAAGCUAGCAGAUGUGCUUCACAAAUAUAUCCUUCCAAUCAAUUUCUUGGAGGAGUGGCCCCCAAAAUGUCUGGCAAUACAGUUUGCUACCACACAAUUUAUCCCAUGGAGCUCUGGGAAGCAUAAAGAGCCAAAACUACAGGGUGAACUUGAAAACAGUAGUGAUGCCAUGGCUCCAAAUCAAGAAUGCUUGGAAGUAGUGGCCAAAGAAAUAGCCCAGCAUGUGAAGAACUACAAAGUGAACCAAUUGAAGACUGCAUUGAAGGCUAAUGCUCCCCCUCUAUUAACACCUAAUGAAGAAAAGAUUAUCCCACCUCCUGGUACCCCCUUAAUGGGCCCCUGUAGUGCAGAUGGUCUGUUUGCUCCCAGGAACAGCCUCGCUAGCAGCACAGACAGCGUGGACAGUGUUCGCCACACAUACAAGAUAGUCCUCAGCAUGCAUCCAAGACAGAGAGAAUUUGGUCAAAGGUUGAGGCAGGAGCUUGAACAAGAUGGUUGUGAAGUAUGGUGCUCUACAGACAUAUCAGCUACUGCGUCAUCAAUGGAGUUGGCUGAUACUCCAGACAGCUCUCAGACAAUGUCCCCUGCUGUCAGCAGUGAGCUGAGAGUUGAAGAUUCUGGCAUGUGUCCACUACUACUGAAGAGAUCGGGGAGUAUCUGUAGUGAUAACUCAGAGGCAGAUGAAUUAAAGUGGAUUCGGCAAACAUUCCAAGAAAAGGUUGAUAAAGCAUGUGUGGUCAUAAUCCUGCUAUCAAAAGCAUUUGCUGGCUCAAAAAUGUGUAGACAGCAGGUGUUUUACUGUGAACAUAGGAAGCGAAUGAUUCCAUUAAAGUAUGAAGAUUUUCCAAUGCCAUACUGGAUGGCCAUGCUCAUAGGCACAGAUUCUUUUGAGAUGUCAGAUCAAAGAUCCAGUCAACAAUGUGAUGUCCAGUCAGAGGGGUUUAUAGACAGCUUGAGGGCCAGAAUCAGAAUGUCUCCUAUGAGAACCCUCAGUCAGACUGACAUGGACCAGGCAAUUGCCAAGGUGCAAGAAUCGCUGCCAAGUAGGGGCUGUAUUUACAUCUCUGGCGGGACAAAAUUCUACAACAAAACCAGUGAAGAUAUCUGUAAAGCAAUUGGUGAACACCUUGCCAAGGUAGAAGACGUAACAUUGGUAACUGGAGGAUUCUUUGGUGUUGGAGAUUGUGUCGGGAGAAGUUUUCACACUUCACAUGAGAAUGACCCUCCUCCUAUGUUUCAUAUUCUACCCCAUAAAGACUGCAAAGUUCCACAAAUAGUGGUGGAGGGGGACAAAUUCAGAGUUAUUGGUGAAGAUGAUCCCAUUAGCUCUGAACAGCUGGAUCGUAGACAUCAGGGUCACCAAAAUGAAGAUCGGCAGUUCCAGAAAUUAGACUAUGGGACCACAGUGUUUGCAGGGAACAGUGUUAGACAGAGGGAGACAAUUGUGGCAAGACUCUUCAACAUCUGUAUUCUAGUUGAAG